GUGUUCUGCAAGAGUGUCUUCUUUGUUCUUCAGCAGAGUGCAUACUACUUUUUGGAAAACCAUUUUGUGUGGUUUGAUCUGCAGCAAACGGCGCUGGACACCGCGCAGGUGGUGGUAGGGGUGGCGGUGGCGGCGGUGGAGGAGGCGAUGGCGUUGGCGGUGGAGGCGAUGGCGUUGGCGGUGGAGGCGAUGGUGGAGGCAGCGAUGGCGGCGGCGGCGGCGGCGGCGGCGGUGGCGGCAGUGGCGGCAGUGGCGGCGGUAGCGGCGGUGGCGGCGGCGGCGGCGGCGGCGGCGGAGGCGGCGGUGGCGGAGGUGGCGGUGCACCACAAUCGCCUCCGCCGUGUCGGCCACCGCACCGACCUUUCGCCAGUCCGCGGCGGCGUUGUGGCGGGGCCGACGUGCGGCGCGCGGGUAGUAGCGGGCGGGCGGCGAGGAACGUUACGUAAGCCGGUUUCUCGAGAGCCCCGCGGCGGCCGCGGCCGGGUGCUCGAAGGCAGCGGCGCCGGCGGAGGAGAAGGAGUAGUGGGAGGAGGAGGGGGAGGGGGUGGCGGUGGCGGCGCGGGCGUGCGGCUGCAGUGUGGCGCCGGCCCCCGUCCAGCCCGCAGCCGUCGCUCUCCGGGCUCCGCCGCCGCCGCAGAGCCCCCGACACGCGACGUCCGCGACUCGUGCAACCACCCGCCCGGCACACGCUGCGACCAGGCCCUGCCCGCUCACGAAGGAGGCGCCCCGGCGCCCGCGCGGAGCGGUGCGUGCGCGCUCAGGGCCUACGCUGCGAUGGCCGCGCGUCCGCGCCUGCUGACUCGCCUUCGCCAUGCUGGGCCUGAACCUGCUGUGCUGCGCCCGCGCGCGCGGCCCGCAGCCGCGCCUGGAGCCCCCGCGCUCGCGCCCGGGGGCGGGGACGGGCGCGGGGCGGGGCGCGGGGCGCGGCCGCGAGCCACGGGCCGCCGCUUGGCGGGGAAGUCCCCGCCGCCCCCGCCGCCGCCGCCACGCGCCAAGCCGUCGCCGGUGCAGCGAGGGAAGUCGCAGCCGCAGAUACGAUGCAUGCGAAUGCCAAUGAACCGAAGCGAUGAAGCUGGCAUGAAAACCACAGCUGUCCCCCACAUGCAGCGCUGCGCCGCAUGGAAAGAGUGCACGGAGAACGAGGCGGCAAGGUGA
Molecule: messenger RNA, 1155 nt
Organism: Gryllus bimaculatus (two-spotted cricket)
Lineage: Eukaryota; Metazoa; Arthropoda; Insecta; Orthoptera; Gryllidae
Source: the annotation of a GenBank genome assembly